CAAACACAAACGUCCGCUUUUCCUCUUUCGAAACCACUCUCUUAUUUUCAUCCAUUAUCGCCAUGAGCCCUCAGAAAGCCGAAGUCGAACACCACGAAGGCAGCAUUGUCCUUGAUGUCGAGAAGAGUGCCGGUUCCAGCCACUCCCACCAGCACGCUGAACCUUUCUGCAACGUCCCCGAACACGCAAAGAAGGUGUCCAACCCUAUGGCCAUUGGUUUCGGUGCUUUUGCUCUUGGAGCUUUCCUUGUCGGCAUUACGAACGCUGGCAUUGUCACCGAGCUUCCUCAGGGCGUCCUUGGCGUUGCACUCGGUUUUUCGGGCAUGGGCCAAUUCGUCUGCGGUAUCUUUGAAAUGGUUGCAGGCAACACCUUUGCUGCCACCACCAUGCUCACAUACGCCGGUUUCUGGAUUUCGUACGGUGUCAUGUUCAGCUCGGGUGCAGGCUUUAUGACCGCGGUCACGGCCGCAGGUGAAGAGGGUAUGCACGAACUCCACCAUGUCAUCGGUCUCUGGCAAAUUGCAUUCGCUGUCCCAUCGUUAGUAUUCUUCAUUGGCACCUUCAAGCAGCCCUGGAUUAUUCGAUUAGUCUUGCUCCAAGUGUUCUUGACCUUCUUCUUCGGUGGUCUCGGCGGUCUCACUGGUGUCGCUGGCUUGACCAAGGCUGGUGCCUGGGUCUCAUUCACUCUUUCGCUCACUGCUUGGUACGUCAUGACCGCCAUCCUCUGGGCUGAGGAGAAAGUUAUGAACUUGCCUUUCUUCUAAAAGAUGAAACCCGAUGAACGCUGGACGUACUAUCUACUCUCUAUAUCGAGCAACAAAAAGAAUCCGUAUAUUGUUUCUAUUAAACCCAUAAAAAGCAUGCCACAUUGAUUUUUCGACUACUACUACUACCACUAGUGUCCUCUACUGUCUUCGUCAUCAGUGGCUGUCUAUUGUAUAGUUUCUUACUCUUUACCACUACUACUUUUAUCUAAUACUACUUUGAACACCCUAUAGUUAUUACAUUUUCAUUGUCUGUAAAGCAUCGCAUUUCAUAAUGCAAUGCUCACUCUGUACUAUAAAUAUAUAACCACGCAGAUACUCUCUCUCUCUCUCUCUAUCUUUGUUUAGCUAUUAUCCAUACUAGCAAUUUGAUAUCCUGAAAUAAAU
This is a messenger RNA of Zychaea mexicana, 1151 nucleotides long. RefSeq names its product GPR1/FUN34/yaaH family-domain-containing protein. Bases 63 to 764 code for a protein of 233 amino acids. Gene Ontology annotation, cellular component: plasma membrane. The transcript has a single exon. Gene Ontology annotation, molecular function: acetate transmembrane transporter activity. The record is from RefSeq and is a predicted model, not a curated record. NCBI's taxonomy places the organism in Eukaryota, Fungi, Mucoromycota, Mucoromycetes, Mucorales, Lichtheimiaceae.